Messenger RNA from Lecanosticta acicola, 825 nucleotides. NCBI's taxonomy places the organism in Eukaryota, Fungi, Ascomycota, Dothideomycetes, Mycosphaerellales, Mycosphaerellaceae. The record is from the annotation of a GenBank genome assembly.
AUGCCGACACUCACUGCCACUCCGACCGAACUCCGAUCGAUGCAUUCGGCGAUGCAGCAGCGCACGAUACCUCACCAUAUUGAUGCGACAGCGCUCGAUCAGUUCAUCAACAAGCUUCUACCAGCCGACAUUGCCACCGCCCCUCCUAGUCGAACGUUCGCUGCUCGCACAGCCCUCGCCUCAUUCGCUAAUAGAACGCAAAAGCUGGAGGAGAAGAAAGACGCAGAGGAACUGACCGACACCGAUGUCAACGAAGAGCCGCGCUCGUGCCUGAUCAUGAUAGGCGAGGCAGACACACCAUUGCGGACGUGCACCCUGAUCUGGAUCGACCGCAGAGACAAGCUUGCGCGAAUCUUCUCUCCCGGUACAGACAAGCUACGAGGAGAAUGGACACGACUUGUUACAGAUGCGUGCAACCUGACUUCUCACCGCAUCUCGGACCUUACUUUCUACCGACCCAUGGGUAUCACGGAGGGAGAAGACCACACGGGUAACAGGGCGGCCAUUGAUGCGGACAAUGCUUCUCUUGCAGCUAUCGCGGCUCAACUGCUCUUGGGCGUGAGCUCGAACCCGCCACCUCCUUCACCCGAGGAUACUGGAGUUUGGCGUGAGCUGGUACAUACACUUUGCAGCACAGACGCACCACUUCCACGUCUGGACGAACAUCUCAGAGCAGAGGUUGCGAGUUGGGGCUCUGUCACUCGAGGAGAAUCGGCCAAGACAGCUUCGGCUCUCCUAAAGUAUGUUGCGAAAGAGGUCGGCCGGACAAAUACUAUCGCUGCUUUUUAUCUGGAAGGACUACUGCGAAGCUGGUGCACCGGGUAA